This is a messenger RNA of Suillus clintonianus, 850 nucleotides long. RefSeq lists its product as uncharacterized. Lineage: Eukaryota; Fungi; Basidiomycota; Agaricomycetes; Boletales; Suillaceae. Bases 1 to 843 code for a protein of 280 amino acids. The record is from RefSeq and is a predicted model, not a curated record. The transcript is spliced from 4 exons.
AUGCAUGACCCGUCAGCUUUCACGGCUGAAGACAAGCAACGCCACCCAUACAUUUCAUCCGUUCUCGAACCCAGCACGCAGAAAGUGGUCGCCACUGCUGCGGUUCGAAUCUACUACGCGCCUUUCAAUAAUCCUCAUUUGAACUGGAGUUACUCUAAGCUCAAAGGAAUUUUAGUCUUUGGACGCGACCGAGACGCACACCAUGACACGUCUCCCCCGAAGCGAGGCGAACAUGGUGUGCGUCUCAAGGAGAAAUACUGGUUUCGCCUCGUUGACAUCAAGACCGACCGUGUAGUUUGGACGUUCUCCGUCCCCGAGGUCUUCGAGUACACGAGAGACAAACCAUUCUUUCACUAUUUCUCAGGAGCAAGUCGCAUGUUCGGACUUUGCUUCGACGAAGACGAAGAAGCAAGUGUCUUCUACAAAAAAGUCUCGGAUCGGACGCGGCACCAUUUCUUCCAGCCCUUCCUCUUCAAAUCCGCCAAGAAGGAUAAGAAAGAGAAGCAGAAGGCCCCAAAAUCAUCUUCAGCAAACCCUCGGAUAAUCUCCAGCCCAGCGCCCAACUCCUUUGUCCAUGUGGCCCAUGUCGGAAUCUCCACUAGGGGCAUCAUCGAAUCUUCCAAGAAUAUCAAGCCGGCCUGGUCGACGCUGAUCGCGGACCUUCAGGGUCGUGGGGUGGCGCCUGAAACCGUCGAACAGGACAAGGAUUUUGUGAAAGGGUUUCUUGCCGGUGCUAAGGCUAUGACGGACAAACCAGCGGCUGUGCAGCACCAGCCAAUUUCAGCUUCCCCGGUGCCCCCCGAAAAGCGCAAGAUCCGCAGAAAAAAUGUCACUAUUCUUUAACGCGUCC